This is a messenger RNA of Scedosporium apiospermum, 3189 nucleotides long. RefSeq lists its product as uncharacterized. Gene Ontology annotation, molecular function: ADP binding; protein binding. The transcript has 5 exons. Gene Ontology annotation, biological process: lipid metabolic process. Lineage: Eukaryota; Fungi; Ascomycota; Sordariomycetes; Microascales; Microascaceae. The coding region runs from base 1 to 3189 and encodes 1062 amino acids. The record is from RefSeq and is a predicted model, not a curated record. Gene Ontology annotation, cellular component: kinesin complex.
AUGGACGACAAGCCACUGUGCCUGCUAGCCUUGGACGGCGGGGGCAUCCGCGGCCUCUCCGAGCUCGUGGUCCUCGAGGAGAUUAUGAAUCGGAUCAAAUACGACCUUGAUGUAGACGAAGAUCUUCUCCCAGCAGAUUUCUUUGACCUUAUCGGCGGCACAUCUACAGGAGGCCUGAUUGCGCUGUUACUGGGGCGCUUGCGCCGAUCGGUGCCGCAGGCUAGGAGAGAAUACGUCCGCAUUGCAGAGGAAGUCUUCUCCCUUCCGAGGUACCUCAAGAAAAACACGUUCGACGGCCAGAAGCUAGAAGGGGCGGUAAAGCGGCUCCUGGGGAACGAUCGCAGCGAGGAGAAAAUGCUGGAGAAAGAUGGCAGCUGUAAAGUGUUCGUUUGCGCCGUGCCGCAACAAGACGUCAAGUCUCGUGCCGGGCCCCGGAUGUUCAGGACUUACAGGGUGCGCGAGAACGCCUCCUUCAACUGCACGAUCUGGGAGGCGUGCCGCGCAACUUCGGCGGCGCCUUCGUACUUCGAACCCAUCAAAAUAGGUGACGACGGCGAGCAGGAGACGUUCGUGGAUGGCGGACUCGGCUACAACAACCCGGUCGAACAGGUGUUGGAGGAGGCGAGGCGCAUCUUCCCUCGACGGAAGGUCGCCUGCGUCGUCAGCGUAGGAACCGGCGUCGCUAACGUCAUCGCCUUUCCAGACUCGCCAAAGACGAGCCCGGUCAAGCUGAUCAGUGCACUUAAGGACAUGGCAACGGAGUCGGACACGAUGGCAGAGAAGAUACGCGGGCGGUUUCAAAACGUUAAGGAUACGUACUUCCGCUUCAGCGUCGAUCGCGGUCUCCAAGGCAUCGGGCUGGAAGAGUGGAAGGAACUAUCCAAUGUGCGCACCUUCACGACCGAAUACCUUAAUCAACACAUAAUAUCCGAACAGGUCAACCAAGUAGUUAGGGCAUUGCUGGCAUCCAAGGUUGUCAGUCAGGAAGGCCCUAACAGACUGAUUCAGCUUUCCGGGCAGAGUUCAGGCGCACGGGGCCCGCUGGGCCUACCGCAGACGCUAGAAUGGCGACCGAAUGAAGGGUCUAUCCCCAGCUUUCUCUAUACUACCGAGCAACUAGCGUCUCAUAUCGUAGGAUUUCUCUCACAGCGCCACUGGAUCGUCCCGUUUAGUCGCAACGAUGACUUUGUCGGACGCGGCGAGGAAUUAGAACAGCUCCUGGCGAAGAUCCCCCCGGAGGCCAAUAAAGACAACUGCCAGCUAACCGCCCUCGAGGGGCUCGGGGGCGUCGGAAAGACUCAGAUCGCUAUUGAAGCCGCCUUCCGUGUCCGUGAUCAGCAUCCCGACUGCUCCAUCUUCUGGGUUCCCGCAGUAGACACUACUAGUUUUGAGAACGCCUACCGCAAGAUCGGCCAAGAGCUCAAGGUUGCACGGAUUGAUGAAGACAAGGCUGACGUCAAGACACUCGUCAAGGCUGCACUAAGCCGCGAUGACGCUGGCAGCUGGCUCUUAGUUGUGGAUAACGCCGACGACACCGACCUGUUCUUUGGUGAUACGGCUCUCGCUAACCAUCUCCCAUCCAGCCGGAAAGGCUCUAUUCUAUUCACAACACGGAAUCACGAGGUUAUCCGAAGGCUCAGCAUCCGACAAGCGAAUCGCAUCGGCGUGACCGCAAUGAGCCGGGACGAAGCCGUCGAUCUCUUGCAAAAACAUCUGAGAGCGGAGCAGACGAGCGACGCCAAAAGCACUAUGGAUUUGCUCGAAUUUUUGGCCGAUCUCCCGCUUGCUAUCAGGCAGGCGUCCGCCUACAUGGACCGGACAGGGAUGACAACAACACGCUAUAUAGAGCAUUGUCGGUCGAGCGAUGCCGAUCUAAUAAAGCUUCUAGCCAAGGAUUUCGAAGAUAUUGGCCGGUACAAGAGCAUCCAAAAUUCAGUUGCAACAACAUGGCUAAUUUCAUUCCACCAUAUAUCCCGGGAUAACCACCUCUCCGCCCUGUACAUGAAAUUCAUGUCGUUUCUCGCCGAAAAAGAUAUCCCGAGAAAUCUCCUCCCUCCAGGUGACGGCCAAUUGGAGAUGGACGAGGCGAUCGGCCUGUUGAAAACGUAUGCAUUCAUCAGCGAACGAGCUGGCCAAGAGUCGUACGACAUGCACAGACUGGUUCGACUGGCGAUGCGAAACUGGUUGGCCAAGGAACGCGAGCUAGAAAAGUCUGUCACAGCGGUGAUACAGCGGCUUGCAAAUGUCUUUCCCGUUCCCAAACAUGAGAACAGAGGUGUAUGGAUGAGGUAUCUUCCGCAUGUCUUCACAGCGUUGGAGUUCGGAGGUGAUUCGACAGAUGACGCUUCUAAGUCAAGGCUUCUUUAUAACCUCGCGCUCGCCGUGUCGAAUCAGGGCAACUACAGGGAGGCCGAGCAGCUGUGCCGGCAGACGCUCAUGCUACGCACAGAAGUGCUGGGCGCCCAGCAUCCCUCUACACUCAGGGUCAUGAAUAGCCUCGCGAACACAAUGUGGAAUCAGGGCAACUACAAGGAGGCCGAGCAGCUGUACCGGCAGACGCUCGCGCUGCAGACAGAAGUGCUAGGCGCCAAGCAUCCCUCCACACUCAUGACCAUGAAUAACAUCGGGAGCGCGGUGUUGCAUCAGGGCAACUACAAGGAGGCCGAGCAGCUGUACCAGCAGACGCUCGCGCUGCGGAUAGAAGUGCUAGGGGCGAAGCAUCCCAGUACGCUCGUGACCAUAAGUAACCUCGCAAUCGCCAUGUCGAAUCAGGGCAACUACAAGGAGGCCGAGCAGCUAUUCCGGCAGAUGUUUGCGCUGCAGACAGAAGUACUAGGAGCCCAGCAUCCUAACACACUCAGGACUAUGAAUAACCUUGCGAACAUAGUGUGCGAUCAGGGCAACUACAGGGAGGCCGAGCAGCUGUACCGGCAGGCGCUCGCGCUGCGGACAGAAGUGCUGGGCGCUAAGCACCCCGACAUACUCUAUAGCCUGCUAGGGCUUGCAGAUAUAGUGUCAAAUCAAGGCAAUUACAAGGAGGCUGAGCAGCUGUACCGGCAGAUACUUGUGCUGCAGGCAGAAGUGCUGGGCGCCAAGCAUCCCUCCACGCUCCUAACUGAAAAUAACCUCGCAAUCGCAGUGCAGAAGCAGGGCAAUGAGAAGGAGGCCGAGCAGAGUAGUAGAGGAUAA